AUGCACUAUGUUGAUCCAUGCUGUUUUGAUAGGCGUUGCACUCAUGACCAGACAGACUGGUUGGAAAGGGGUGCCAAACAUUGCGCUCAGGACAUGAUCGUCUUGACCUUUCUUUUCGCGGGUCAAGACUCAACGGCCGCCGCCAUGGCCUCGUGUCUGUGCUUCCUGACGGCAUCUCCCAGGUGCAAAGCGAAAUUGUUGCAGGAGAUUGAUGAUGUCGUUGGAACUGGGCAGCUCAAAUGGGAACACCUCAGCCAGAUGCCAUACUUGGAUUGGUGCAUCAAGGAGACCAUGCGCUUGGUGCCCCCAGCUGUAGGCUUUGCGCGACAGGCCCGUGGAGAUCAAUUGCUGGGAGGAAAGUGGCGAAUCCCCGACGGCACGCCGGUGAUCGUGAACGCUAUGGGUAUGCACUACAGCAAGGCCUUGUGGGGAGACGACGCCUACGACUUCCGCCCUGAACGUUGGGAACAGGGUGCUCCUCACAGGUUUGCCUUCAUCCCCUUCGCAGUUGGCCCUCGCGCAUGCACGGGACGAGAAUUUACAGUGGUGGAGCAGAAGAUCACCAUGGUGAAACUCUUUCAGAAUUUUGAUUUCCGGCGGCCAGCGGAAGUGCAACCGGAAGCAGGUUACACCACCGUGAAAUGCGGCGAUGCCAAGUGGCUGGGCGAUGGUUUCAAGUCUCAGCUGAAAAAUCAGUGCAACAAAUUCAGGUUUGUGUACGUCUACUUCAUGCUGGGCGCCGCUGCUAUCGGCCCUGGCAAGGUGCUUCCCUUGCUGGUGGCCCUGAGUGGCUGCUGGGCGCAGCUGGCAGUUCCAGAAGACCUUGAGUGUGAGAGGGGCCCCCAUGCUGCUGUUUGGAAACAAGUGAAGCAACGCUUCCGAUCGCUGUUGGAAGAGACCCCGGGAGCGCUGUUCAAUCCGAUUCCCGAGGAGAAGUUGAAGACGGUGGUGGAUGAAACCAUUGCCGAUGUGAAGGCGGCUGGUGGCUUUGAGCGAACAUCCACCGAUGAAUGUGGCUAUGGAAAGCUCGCACUGCAGCUGCUGUCUGUGUGCCUGGUUUCAGACCCCAUGGCGGUGGCACAAACUGUGCAAAGCGCGGGUGAGUCCUUCGCUUCACCGGUGCUGACUUUGCUACUGGAUAUUCCAUGGGUGGCUACCGCCCUGUCUGGAUGGCCUUUGUUCGGAUUGCUGGCACAAGUGAGCUUGAGAAAGGCAGGCGUGCUCGAGGGCAUAGUGGACCUUGAGAGCAUUGAUGGCGUGAACAAAGGCAGCGUUUACUUCACCGCCAUGCGCAAAGCCAUGGUUGCCUCGGACCUCACCGCCAUGGCGGAUGCGACGGUGAAGUACCUAGACAACCCCGACGUUGCAGGGGAUGGUGGCGCCCUGGGCGCCCUCACAGCACUGGCCACCCAAGCAGCGGUGCAGAGCAACGUGCAGGAACGCCUCAACUUGAUCAACGGCUUACAGGAGGCUAUGAAGAAAGCCGUGCACAACUCUCAAGAUUUGGAUCUGAUGCUGGCGACCCGGUGGCCCCUUUGGAGUUUGAUCCACUUCACGGUAGAUGCCAUCAGCGUGGCCCCACCGCCAGUGAAAGCAUAG
Messenger RNA from Cladocopium goreaui, 1599 nucleotides. Lineage: Eukaryota; Dinophyceae; Suessiales; Symbiodiniaceae. The record is from the annotation of a GenBank genome assembly.